CCCACCUUGCCCUCCCACCACCAUGAAGGCUCACUCUUUUGCCAUCGUCGCUCUUUGCACUGCUUUCAUCGUCGAGGCCUCUUCGCCUCAUCACCUCCGCACGGUGAACUCCCGUCAUGCUCGUCUCGCCCGUCGUGACGGAGCUAAACGUUGCAAGAACCGUACACCUCCCCCUCCUCAGAACGUCACCGGGAACCAGGACCAAAGUCAGAGCCAGGGUCAAAACAAGGACCAGAGCCAGAACAAGGACCAAAGUCAGAAUCAGGACCAAAACAAGGACCAAAGUCAGAACCAGGAUCAAAACAAGGACCAAAGCCAAAGUCAAGGCCAGAACAACAACAACAACAACAACAACAACAACGGCAACAACCAAGGUGGUAGUGCUAUUGAUGGGCUGUUGAACGUUGGUUCCACCUGUGGCGAUAUUGGCGCUACCAAGGAGAAUCCCAACGGAUCCGAAGGCUGGCUCAACUGCGGUAUCGACGGCGACGGAUGGAGACCCCAGAACGUUGGAAUUGGCGACCUCAAGAUUGUAGACCUGCGUGCUGCGAUCGGAGAUAACAAUUCUCCCUUCAAGGCUUGCAGUGACUAUGUUGACAAGUUCUAUCAAUACGCCGGCGAAGCCGGACUGCCUCCAACCUUGAUGGCCUCCAUUGCUAUGCAAGAGUCCGGUUGCAAUCCGUCCACCACCGGAGGAGGCGGAGAAGCCGGUAUCAUGCAGCUUACCAAGGACAAGUGUGGCGAUGCUCCUGGUGGCAACUGCUACGAUGUCGAUUAUAACCUCCGCACGGGCAUUCAAUUCUUCAAGAAAACUUUGAACGACAACAACGGCAACGUUCUCAAAGCCAUCGGCAUGUACAACGGUUGGACGGAAGGUAUGACCAUCGCCUCUGCUACUGCAGCCGCCUCGAGUUCUUGCUGUAGAUGCCAGAACAACCUUGACUACAUCCACCAAAUGUGCAAUGGUUGGUUCCAGAAUAAAAACCCCUAUACUCUCAGUCUCGGAACAUACCACAAUCUUGACCACUGUUAGUGCUGAAUCACUACCGGUUCGUGGGCUACUUAACUACUAUAUACACACUCGCUUUCCUACACUAUUAUACCCUAUAUCACCGCAACAGUACGUGUGACAGCAGUUGAUAUCGAUUGUCGAUUGUAACACAGUUUCU
Messenger RNA from Marasmius oreades (fairy-ring Marasmius), 1169 nucleotides. RefSeq lists its product as uncharacterized. The coding region runs from base 23 to 1033 and encodes 336 amino acids. Lineage: Eukaryota; Fungi; Basidiomycota; Agaricomycetes; Agaricales; Marasmiaceae. The record is from RefSeq and is a predicted model, not a curated record. The transcript has 5 exons.